Messenger RNA from Acanthochromis polyacanthus (spiny chromis), 2011 nucleotides. Its product is annotated as probable global transcription activator SNF2L2. Gene Ontology annotation, cellular component: RSC-type complex. The transcript has 6 exons. Lineage: Eukaryota; Metazoa; Chordata; Actinopteri; Pomacentridae. Gene Ontology annotation, biological process: chromatin remodeling. Gene Ontology annotation, molecular function: protein binding. The record is from RefSeq and is a predicted model, not a curated record. The coding region runs from base 338 to 1153 and encodes 271 amino acids.
UCCCCCUGCCUGCAUGGGUUGAUCUAAAAACGGCCCUCUUUAAAAAAAAAAAAAAAUGCAAUGCAAAAUUUUGAAGGAAUGAAAAAAAAAUGGACCCGAUAACUUUAACAGCGGGGUAGGAAGAGAGAGAAAAAAAACGUCUGGCAACAGUCGAUAUUAAAAACAUGCAGAGGGAGACAAGCUCGGGGCCUUCCAGAGUCAGGAAAAAGACUUCGGAGAGCUGCAGACAGGAGAUGGGUAUGGCAUUUGUAUUUUCCCCCAGCCCAUUGAUUUGUAUAUGAAAACAUAGCGCUUUUAUUCUCCCCCCUUCUGGGCUCUGCUUCUGAGUGAUCAGCUGAUGAAGAGACUAGCAGCUCGCCGCUAUGCUGGCUUGCUAAUUCUCUCCCCCACAGCUGCAGCCGAUCCUGAUAGCCAGCCUGCAGAUUGCAGUCAGCCUGAGGCAGCAGAGAACGGUUCCCUGGAGGACAUGGAAGAGGACAUCAGUCUGAAGAAGCGUAAAGGUGAUCACCAUGGAGAGAAAGAGCUGGAGGCCGGGCAAGAAACUGGUGAAAAGGUCAAACGGAAGCGAGGACGCCCGCCAGCUGAGAAACUGCCUCCAAAUCCACCUGAACUCACCAGAACACUGAACACACUGGUGGAUAUGGUCAUCAACUACAAGGAUGGGUUGGGACGACAGAUCAGUAAAGGCUUUGUGCAGCUUCCCUCUAAGAAGGAGGUACCCGAGUACUACGAGCUGAUCCGAAAGCCUGUGGACUUCAGAAGGAUCAGGGAACGUGUGCGUAAUCACAAGUACAGAAGUGUGGGGGAUUUGGAAAAGGACAUUUUCCUCCUGUGCCACAAUGCUCAGACUUACAACUUGGAGGGAUCUCAGAUCUAUGAGGAUUCGAUUGUCAUUAAGUCUGUUUUUGAGAGCGCAAGACAGAGAAUUGUCACAGACGAGCAACAGAAAGAGACGGUUAGCGCCAGUCACAGCGAUAAUGGCGGCGGAGCUGAAGACCAAUUUGUUCCAUCAGCAGUGAAACCAUUGCCAGUCCAAAUAAAGAAGGGAGCAAAGGAGGAGAGGAGCAGAAACACCAACAUGGCCAAGAGGCUUCACAGUGAUUUAGACAGCGACGAAGAUCUAGAGGAUAACACCACAAAAGAUGAGGGUUGAACUGAAGAGCCCUCCUUUUUUUGUAUUCUUGUUCAUGUCUGUUCUCUGCCACAUCCAUUUUCAUCGGUUUGUUUAUUUUCUAAUAAAAAAGAAAGGUCUUUGAAAAUAACAGGGGAAGGACCACUCAAAGAGAGGCACUUAUGGAACAAUGCUUUUUCUUUUAGAUGACUCACUCCACUCCAGCUCAUCUUGCUGCACAUAGUGCUGUUCUGUUCAUUUAGCUGGUCUUUUACAAUAAUUAUACGUUACGUUAUAUCUGCUUUAGUCCCUGUGAUUGCUUCUGCAGAUAUUAUGUAAAACACCAGUUUCACUGACUGUUUUUAAUCAAUAUAUUUGAUUGUAUGAAAUGCCUUUGUAUGUCUUUGGAGCAUGAUAUGUAUCUCUCUCCUGAAGCUGGCUCCUCCAGAGAAGCCCCCGCUGAUGACAAAGUUGAUGUGUUGAGGGCCAGAGAACUGAAGCACACCGGAAGGUCUUUUUAAUGAAAAUAAGAACAAACUAAAACCUGUAAAUCUGUUUCAAAUCUCUGAACGUGGUUUUAGAGAUGAUACGUAUUUGAUUUUAAAAAAAAAAGUAUGAAGUGACAAAUACUUGUGCUGAUAGUAUGCCUUUUGUCUGUUUCUGAUACUUGAUGGAAUCAGUUUGGGUCUAACCAAGGGUACUCAAGAUAAACAUUUGUAUCCCUUGUGCUACAGUAUAUUCACAUAUUGUACAGUUUGUGUGAAAAGUAACUAAAAAUUUAAUUUCUCCUCAUUUACUCUCCAUGUUGUUGGGGAGGAUGGGAGAUAUCAUUGUUAAGACAAUCCCUCGAAACAUGUAUCACUUAAACACUUGCAAAAUAAAUUUUACCAAAAAGUCCAA